UGAAAAUACAAAUGGCGACUGUUCAAUCGGUUCUGGAGAGAUGUGACCCGGCAUUCUUGGACCUCUAUGGGGACCCGGAGCAGUCUGAAUAUGUGGAGGCGGACAGGAUGCUUCUACAACUGAUCGACAACCGUCGCAUCAAGAAGGUUCUAUGGAGACAGAUGUCUGUCUUUGACUCAAUGUUGUCCGAUUUGGAGGGGUCAGACUCUUUACAGCAGCUACUGACACAGUCUUUCCCACCCAAACCUGACAGCAAGGCGUGUUCAAGAUGGAAGGCCCUGAAGGCGGAGACCAGACUCGUGGAAGAGGAGAUAGAGGUCCUGAUUGAUGGUUUGCUGACGAGAGAAGAGCAGAUCGUCAGCAAGCGACUAAGACUCGUGCAUCUAGUCAAGGAGCUGACGGAGAAGAAGCAUCAAAGCAAAAAGCUGGAGAUGGCGCUACAGAAAUCCUACAAUGCUUUGCAUGUGUGUGACGGUCAACUGGCAAUUCUGAAGGCUGAGUCCGAGGCAGCAGUCAAUUUUCUCGACAAAUGGCAAAAAGUAGCAGAAGAGCUCCGAGGCUGCACGUCGGCCACAAAGGACCUCAUGCAGACCAAGUUGCUGCAGUCCAACCAAUCAGAGCUGGUUGUGGAACAGAGGCCCCUCCUCGCUGGAGGCCAGGUCUCCAAUGAUCUGUUGCCUUUGAAGCUGUCAAUCACCUGGUGCCCUGAUGACCGAUUCAAAUUGCAGGUGAACCAGGGUAAGGCUGGUCUGGAAGAGAACUGCAUGAAGGGUCGUCUGUCUGAGCUGCCCGCCGCCAUGCUGGAGGUGAGGCAACGCUACAGCAGCCAAGGGGACAUGCUGGGCGAGAUACAGACUCUGCACAGCAGUUUUGCCAUAGACUGGCGGCCGGCUCAGAAGCUGCUGGUGUACCUGAAGUCGGCCUCCGUGGUGUGUUCCCUGGAGGUCGAGGAGGGAUACCCCAGGACGGGACAUGCGUGUCUGGUCUCCAUACGCAGGGACGCACAGCCCAUUGACACCUCCAUGCUGCAGCCUCCUAAGAAAAAAAUGAGCCUUACAGAGUGGCUGGUUUUCCUUUCCACUAGUCCCCUCGUCUGAAGACAAUGCUUUGUUUCUCAAGAUUUUUACCAGACCUGUCCAAAAUGUUGUACCUAUUUUCCUGAAUUCAUCUCUUCCUCUCCUCCUUGACACAUUUUUCCUGUUUAUAAUUGUUGUAUCUUCCCUGUGGUAUUUAUCACCUGUUCUUUUAUAGGUUGGAGUUAGUGCAUUAUUCCACAUGUUAGCGUUUGGUGCUUCACUUAUGAAGUGAUGUGGAAGUUUUCUACUUAAAAAUAUAAUUUUAUAAAUAAAAAUGUACACCUUA
This is a messenger RNA of Gadus macrocephalus (Pacific cod), 1362 nucleotides long. RefSeq lists its product as uncharacterized. Gene Ontology annotation, biological process: establishment of localization in cell; mitotic sister chromatid segregation; mitotic cell cycle checkpoint signaling. NCBI's taxonomy places the organism in Eukaryota, Metazoa, Chordata, Actinopteri, Gadiformes, Gadidae. The record is from RefSeq and is a predicted model, not a curated record. Gene Ontology annotation, cellular component: cytosol; dendrite; nuclear body. The transcript is spliced from 9 exons. The coding region runs from base 12 to 1097 and encodes 361 amino acids.